UAAUGUUAGGUGAUUAAAAAAAAACCUUAAUAAUUGGAACAGUUGGUGUUGUAGCUUUGGCUGCUUGGAUAUGGUAAGUAUUUGAAAAGAAACAUAUACCUAAACUAACAUAAACUGUUAGUGAUGAGAAAUUAAUUAAGUUUAUAAAACAAUUAAGAGCUUAAUCAUUUCCACACUUUUUUUUAGUAUCAGACAUAAUCAAAUAAUAGAAAAUUCAAUAUAAAGAAGCAGAAUAUUAAGAAAUUCUAGUAAGAAUUAAAUAAGAAGUUGAACUUCUCUUUGAAAAGAAAUAAACUAUGAUUCUAUGCAAGUUAGAUCUAGAAAAAAAAGAAGUUGAAUAAAGUUUAUUGGUUACUUAAAAUGUAGAAGUCAAGAAUUUGUAUGAUUAAUUUUAAAAAUUAUAUGAAGAUGCACUUGAUGGCAUUUAACCAGAAAUAAAAUUAAAUGAUUAGACUUUAAGAAAAUUUAAUUAAGAGAAAUUACUUUAAAUGAUGGGUAAUGUAUUAGCUGUUUCUGUUGAUAUUAUUUGUUUGGCAACAGAGGAAUUAAUUAAUAGAUCAGAUUGUCCAGGUGAAUUUAAAUUGGAUUAACCAAUUGUUAUGAAAGCAUUGAUAAAAAAUGGUUUAAUUGAUAAAAAAUUAGAAUUGUUAUCUUCAUUUAAAAUAAAUGAAUAUGAAUAAGAGGAAUAAUGUCCAAUAGAAUUAUUUUCUAAAUUGAUUUAAUAUAACAAAUCAGAGAAUUCUAAAUUUAAAUAAUGUGUUGAAGACAUUGAAAAUUUAUAUGAGAAUAUCAUUCAAAAAAUAUUAAAAAAAGAAAUAGAUUCAGAAAGUGCAAGAAGUGCCUCAACUAAAAUAGAUAUAGAUGAAAUUAUAAAGAAACUUACAUGA
Messenger RNA from Paramecium pentaurelia, 887 nucleotides. The record is from the annotation of a GenBank genome assembly. NCBI's taxonomy places the organism in Eukaryota, Ciliophora, Oligohymenophorea, Peniculida, Parameciidae.